Molecule: messenger RNA, 2058 nt
Organism: Candidozyma haemuli
Lineage: Eukaryota; Fungi; Ascomycota; Pichiomycetes; Serinales; Metschnikowiaceae
Product: proline--tRNA ligase
Exons: 1
Coding region: 1-2058 (685 amino acids)
Biological process (GO): prolyl-tRNA aminoacylation
Cellular component (GO): cytoplasm; aminoacyl-tRNA synthetase multienzyme complex
Molecular function (GO): aminoacyl-tRNA deacylase activity; proline-tRNA ligase activity; ATP binding
Source: RefSeq, a predicted model, not a curated record
AUGGCUCUCGAACAAUCUUUGGCUGCGCUCUCCAUCGCCGCCGUGGCUGCUGAGUCGGCCAUCCCAACGAAAACCCUUGUGCUCAAGCCAAAGACUGCUAAGCUGGCUACUCCUGUUCCUGUGGUUGUGUUUGCUUUGCAGGCUACUCCAACUCCUAAUGCUACUAUCGCUAAAGCCGCUGGCGUCAAGGAACCUCGUAUGGCCAAUAACGACUUGAUCGCUGAGUUCUUCAACACCACCGCCAAGGAGGUUUCCGUGGCUAACUUGUCUAAGGAUUUGGCUGGUAAGGUGAAGUUGGUUUUGGAUGCUGGUAUCGCUCACGCGUCCGACCAGGUUAAGCUUGAGUUGAGCACUGAGUCCGCCAGAGUCUCUGUCUCGUCCAAGGACAUCAAUGCCUACUUGGAGUCUACCGGUAUCGAGAUUAUUACCGUGGACUUCCUCUCUGAAGCUACUGCUCUGCCAGCUGCUGCUCCUGUGGCCACUGCCACGUCUAGAAAGGAGGUUUUGAAGAGAGAAAAGGAGGCUGCCAAGUUGGAGGAUGCCAAGUUGAUUGGUAUCACCGUGGACAAGUCUAAGGACUUUUCUUCUUGGUACUCUCAGAUUGUUACUAAAGGUGAGAUGUUGGACUACUACGACGUCUCGGGUUGUUACAUUUUGCGUCCAAACUCCUACUUCGUUUGGGAGGAGAUUCAGAACUGGUUCAACGGUAACAUCAAGAAGCUUGGUGUUAAGAACGCCUACUUCCCUAUGUUCGUCUCUUCCAAGGUUCUUGAGAGAGAGAAGGACCAUAUUGAGGGCUUCGCUCCUGAAGUCGCUUGGGUCACUCGUGCUGGUUCCUCUGAAUUGGAGGAGCACAUUGCCAUCAGACCUACCUCAGAGACUGUCAUGUACCCAUACUACGCUAAGUGGAUCCGUUCCCACCGUGACUUGCCUUUGAGAUUGAACCAGUGGAACUCUGUUGUCCGUUGGGAGUUCAAGCACCCUCAGCCAUUCUUGAGAACCAGAGAGUUCUUGUGGCAGGAAGGUCACACCGCUCAUUUGACCCAGGAGGGUGCUACUGAGGAAGUUGACCAGAUCUUGGAGCUUUACAAGCGUAUCUACGAGGAAUUGUUGGCUGUUCCAGUCAUCAAGGGUAAGAAGACUGAGAACGAAAAGUUUGCUGGUGCCAACUACACCACUACCGUUGAAGGUUUCAUUGCUGCCACUGGUAGAGGUAUCCAGGGUGCCACUUCUCACCACUUGGGUACCAACUUCUCCAAGAUGUUCAACAUUUCCGUGGAAAACCCAGAGGGCCCAGACAAGCCCCGUGUUAAUGCAUUCCAGAACUCUUGGGGUUUGUCCACUAGAGUCAUUGGUGUCAUGAUUAUGACUCACUCUGACAAUAGAGGUUUGGUCUUGCCACCAAGAGUGGCCCAGACCCAGGUCGUUGUUGUUCCUGUUGGUUUGACCACCAAGUCCACCAAGGAGCAGCGUGAGACCAUCAACAAGGGCGCCAAGGACAUUGAGCAGAAAUUGUUCGACGCCGACGUUCGUGUUACUGGUGACUACAGAGACAAUUACUCACCAGGUUGGAAGUUUGCCGACUGGGAGUUGAAGGGUGUGCCAUUGCGUAUUGAGUUUGGUCCAAAGGACCAAGCAGCAGGUCAGGUUCUUGCUGUCAGACGUGAUACUGGUGCCAAGUUCACCGUUAAGUUGGACGAAUUGGAAACUAGAGUUCCAGAAAUCUUGGAGAUCAUCCAAAAAGACUUGUUGGAGAAGGCUCGCAAGGACUUUGACGACCAUCGUGUGGUUGUUGAGGACUGGAAAGACUUCGUUCCUACCUUGAACAACAAGAACGUCAUUUUGUCUCCUUGGUGUGGUGUCCCUGAGUGUGAGGACGACAUCAAGGAUUCUUCUGCAUCGACCGGGGAGGACGAGGAGCAAGACGAGAGAGCACCAUCAAUGGGUGCCAAGUCCUUGUGUAUCCCUGGUCACCAGCCUCCUUUGAAGCCAGGACAAAAGUGUGUCAGAUGCACACGUAAGGCUGUCACUUACUGCAUGUUUGGUAGGUCUUACUAA